AUGGUAAUCUCUCAAAAUGGCGGCGGGGUUAGCACGGCCCAUGUCAACAUGAUGACAGACACCAUCAUCGCUAACCUCCCCGCUGACGGUCUUCGCGUGGUCGUUAGGUCACUUCUCGUCCUAUUUCCGGAAGUUACGCGCGCAUUUGAACAUGAGACGAAAAAAUACAUCACCCAGAGAGUUGCGUCUUCAUUAAUACCAGAAGAUGCAACUCCUAGUCUCGUGGACCUUGGACAGACGCAGCAGAUUGCCCGCAGUAUGCUGGGCUGCGGACUUUCCUUCGAAAGCCUUCAGGUGUUCCAAAAUUUGGUCAAUCGAGGAACCACUGUCUUGUUAAGGACGAACAACAACGAUCUCUUUAAUGUGCAAACAUUUCUUACCAGUGUGGACGGUGAUAUCGUACAAGCCAUGACCGCUGUUCAGAAAUCUCUCUUUGUAGACACUGGCGCCCGAGCGAUGAAUGAUGGAGAGCAUAACAUGGUGAAGGAUCUCUAUCAGUCAUUUAUGGACUGCUAUGACACGAUAAAGAUGAAAAUACAAGAUUUCCCCUUUGAAAGAAGCCUAGUCUCAACGGCUGGGAUUCUCGGCUUAUCCCGACCUGCUCUUCCAGGUGCGAACCAGGAUCUUUGCAAUCAAAUUGCUAUAGCAGAACCUCCUCCACAGGCCCGAGAAACAUUUCAGUUGAAUAGACGCAUAGUGCCUCGAAUAUUUUCAGGACUUUGGCAAAUGUCGAGUCCUGCUUGGGGCGCUGCAUCCACGGUUAAGAUCGUAGAACAGUUCUCAAAACAUGUACAACAAGGCUUUACGGCAUUCGACAUGGCUGAUCACUAUGGAGAUGCUGAAAUUGUAUUUGGCCGCUUUUCAUCUCUGUAUCCUCAUAAAGACGCAAUAUUCACAGCAACGAAAUACUGCGUUUUCCAUCCAAUGGCUGUAUCUCGCGAAGCCGUGCAAGCAAAUGUCAGUGAGAGAUGCCGACGGUUACAAACAGAGAAGAUUGAUCUACUGCAAUUCCACUGGCAGUUUUAUGAAAACGCUGACUACCUAAAGGCUCUCCAAUUCUUAACUGAAGAUAGUAGGGUCGAAAUAGUUGGUCUAUGCAAUUUCGAUACAGAGCAUCUUCUUAAGGUAGUUGAGAGUGGCGUCAGAAUACACACCAACCAGGUUCAGUUUUCUCUUAUUGACUCGCGACCUGUCUUCGGAAUGGGGAGCGCUUGUGAGAAACACAAUAUCAAGCUCUUGACAUAUGGUACACUGUGUGGUGGUUUUCUCGCCGAUAAAUGGCUCGGAAAGGCGGAGCCAGAUAUAUAUGACGGAUCGAUCACACCUAGCCAGAGAAAAUAUUUCGAGAUGAUUCGCAGUUGGGGCGGCUGGCGUCUUUUCCAAGAGCUUCUUACUGCAUUGAGAAUCGUUGCUACAAAGCAUCAGGUCGACAUAUCCAAUGUCGCGACACGCUGGGUAUUAGAUUUUCCCUACGUAGGCGCGGUUAUCGUCGGUGCACGCAUGGGCAUUAGCGAACAUACAGACGAAAAUUUGCGAAGCUUUGGAUGGUAUCUUGAUUCCUCAGACCAUGAUAUGCUGGAAGCUAUUCUAAAGAGAAGUAGAAGGUUGGAUAUUUAUAAGAGUAUAGGUGAUUGCGGAACGGAAUAUCGAUGA
Molecule: messenger RNA, 1653 nt
Organism: Trichoderma asperellum CBS 433.97
Lineage: Eukaryota; Fungi; Ascomycota; Sordariomycetes; Hypocreales; Hypocreaceae
Source: RefSeq, a predicted model, not a curated record